This is a messenger RNA of Rotaria sp. Silwood1, 762 nucleotides long. Lineage: Eukaryota; Metazoa; Rotifera; Eurotatoria; Philodinida; Philodinidae. The record is from the annotation of a GenBank genome assembly.
AUGUUAACUGCUGAAGAACGUCGUCAACGCAUUCUAGCUAAUUCAGAAUCGCGUCUUGCUAAACUUCGACAAAUAAAUCGAAAUGAGAACUUAUCUGAUAGUUCACCAAUAGUAUCAGUAUCUUCACAAGCUCCAGAUGAACUUUUAAGAAAACCAAACGAAGAAAUCAAUUCUCCAAUUAUUUCUAUGGUUAAUAAUAAUCAAUCACAACAAACAUCAUCGGCAUCAUCAUCAUCAUCAUUGGUUUCAACAAUUACUUCGGUAACGAAUAUGUUGAAUUCUUUCACAUCAUCGUCAUCAUCAACAACAACAACACUUGAAAAUACCAAAGAAAUGAUUAUAGUUGAUAAACAACAUUUUGUUGUGUUUAUUCUUGGAAUUAUUGUUCGACUUCUUUAUUCAUUUUAUAUAUCAGUUCAAUCAAAUUUCUUCUUUUUGGUAUUUUUUACAUGUUGUGUAUGCAUAUUAACAUCACGUUAUUAUAUGAUGGAAAUGAAACAUCGUACAAAUAUAUUAAUUACAACAGCUACGUUAUCAGGAUUUAAACCAGAUUUUAUGAAAAAAAUAAGUCUUGUUUAUACUCUUGCAUAUGAUGCUUGGAUUAUAUUUGCAUUAUAUUUAGUUUCUUUUUGUGUUGGCAUGAGUGCUACAACUGCACUAGCUGCAGAACAUUUUCCAAAUGCAACAUUACAAGCCAAUAUGGCUGCUGGUGUACCCGUUCAAGCAGUAACAGUACCAAACACAGCAUCAGCUGCUGCAUAA